AUGCUAGUGCAAGCUUAUAACCGAAUGGCUCAUGCCUUCCUUCUCUUCCUCUUAUUCUCUUGCAUUAUAUCUACAAAUAUUCAUGCCUGCAAACAAACUGAACGCAGCUCCCUCCUGUCCUUUGCCUCCACUCUAUCUUCUCCUCCUUUAAAUUGGACAUCCUUUGAUUGCUGUCAUUGGAAGGGCAUCAUUUGCGAUCAAGAUGGUUGGGUCACCCGUUUGCUCUUACCUUCCAAAGGGCUCAAAGGAGGUAUCACUCCCUUUUCACUUGCAAAUCUCACCCAUCUCACCCACUUGAACCUUUCCCACAAUUCACUAUAUGGUUCACUUGAAACUCAGUUCUUCUUGUCUUUGAAUCAACUUGAGAUCCUUGAUUUGAGCUAUAACCGUCUUUUCGGAGAACUCCCACUUUCUCUACCAUCUAUUAAUAUACGGGUAGUUGAUUUGUCCAGCAAUCACUUCUUUGGUGCAAUUCCAUCUUCAUUCUUCCAACAAGCAAGCAAUUUGACUAGUUUCAAUGUCAGCAACAAUACCUUCACAGGUGGCAACCUUGCUCCUGGGCUAGGAAAGUGUUCCAAACUGCAGAUUUUUCGUGCCGGUCACAAUAACCUCUCGGGAUUAUUUCCAAAAGAUAUCUAUAAUGCUACCAAACUUGAAGAAAUUGCAUUACCUCUCAAUUCACUACAUGGAGCCAUUAGUGAUAGAAUUGUCAACCUCACUAACCUUGCAAUCCUUGACCUCUACUUUAAUCAAUUGAAUGGCGAGCUUCCUCACAAUUUGGGGAAGCUCUCCAAGUUGAAAUUGGCGACCCUUGAUUUCAACAAUUUAGAAGGUUCUUUGCCCCAGUCUUUGAUAAAUUGCACAAACCUUGUAGAACUGCAUUUGGCGAACAACAACUUGGAAGGAGAUAUCUCCAUUCUUGAUUUCUCCAGACUGAGUCAACUCACUAAACUUGACGUUAGGAUGAAUAACUUCACUGGUACGGUUCCUGUAAGCCUUUACUCAUGUCGGUCGUUAAAAGCCAUUGGAUUGACUAGAAAUCAUCUAGAGGGACAAAUAGAAGCCGAGAUUCUUUCAUUGAAAUCAUUGUCCUUCCUCAGCCUUGGUCACAACCAAUUCACCAACCUCACAAGGGCAAUGAAGAUAUUAAUGAGUUGCAAAAGUCUUCACGUACUCACGCUUGGUGGUGCCUUUAAAGGUGAGGGAAUGCCAUCUGAUGAUGACAUGGUUGAUUUUGACGGAUUCCAAAAUCUUCGGUUAUUGAGUUUGUAUAAUUCUAACCUCACUGGUCAAAUGCCUGUAUGGUUAUCAAAGCUCAAGAAUCUAGAGAUCUUGCUAUUGGAUUUUAAUCAAAUCACAGGGCCAAUUCCAAGUUGGUUGGGGACUAUGCCUAGAUUGUUUCAUAUCCACUUGUCAGGGAACCAAUUUUCAGGUGAAUUUCCAAAGCAACUUUGUAGAUUACCAAGGUUGGUAUAUGAACCUAAUAUUUCAUCUCAGUUAGACGACACUAGUUAUGAAUUUGAAUUGCCUGUCUUCAGCAGCAGCAGCUUCGGCAUAUUCUCAAAGCAAACUGUUCUACAACAAAAAAUGUCUUCUGUUCCAGCAAUGAUACACUUAUCUAACAAUAACAUUAGUGGUUAUAUACCUGCUGAGAUCGGCCAAUUACAUCUUCUUAGCCGGCUUUUUCUUGACUCCAACACCUUUUCUGGUGUCAUUCCAUACCAAAUAUCUAACCUAAAAAAUUUAGAGAUUUUGGACCUCUCCAUGAAUCACUUGUCUGGAAUGAUCCCAUCGUCAUUGGCGAGCCUUAAUUUCUUAAAAAAAUUUAAUGUCUCAUAUAAUAACCUCGAAGGAUCGAUACCAACGGGCACCCAGCUCCAAAGCUUCGAAGCUUCUGCGUUUGAGGGGAACCCAAAACUUUGUGAUGCCCCACUUCCAAAUAAGUGCGGACCAAAUAAGGACAUGGAUGUAGAUAACAAGAACAAUAAAGACGUGGAAAAUGUGAUUCCAUGGUUUUAUAUCUUUGCAGCGUCGGGAUUCAUAGUUGGAUUUUGGGGAGUUUGUGGUUCUUUAGUUAUUAACAAAACAUGGAGAUAUGCGUAUUUUCGAUUCAUAGACAAUCUACAAGAUAUGCUCCUCCAUGUGAUGAUAAUAGUCCCCCUCAACAGGAUGAAAAGAAGGCUUAGAGGUGGAGCUGAAAGACUAAUUGUUGAUGUGGCUGUUGAACUUGUAUCCCAUGAAGUUCACCAUGACAAAAAUGGAGACCGUUUCUGUGGGGUUUACUUGAGGUUGGAUUGUGUAUGGUACAAAACAUCGAACAAGAGUAACUCUGUUUUUUCUUUUUCUUCAGCCAUAAAAGCUCAUGGCACUUUUCAAGUCGUCUUGGUGUGUGUACUCUGA
Molecule: messenger RNA, 2400 nt
Organism: Prunus armeniaca (apricot)
Lineage: Eukaryota; Viridiplantae; Streptophyta; Magnoliopsida; Rosales; Rosaceae
Source: the annotation of a GenBank genome assembly